AGACUACUCCGCACAUACAUCAUUCAACACUCACCCCAGCAUCACUCGACUCGAGGCUGAUUUAAACCCUGGUCUCUCCAAAAAGAUAGACCAGAAAUCAGAAUGGCUGUCAACGUCUACAGUAAUUACCCGCCCGAGUUGACCUCUGACCAGGAGGACUUUCUGGUGCAAACUGUCAAAAAUUGGUCCGUCGAGCACGCCUUGACUGUACGACCAUCCACAGCCAUUGUGUCGCAAGAAAUCAACACCAACAAUGUGCUCGCCACCAAUGCACCAGUCACAUUGUUCCCCAGUCCUUUCCCUAAAGCUUGCUUCCAACAGGCAAGGUGUCUUCAGCAAGUCUACAAUGAGCUGUAUGCCGCCAUUGCCUCUGAUCAGGAGUGGCUUGAAGCUGUUUUGAAAGAGCUCAUCGAAGUCGACGACUUUCUGGCCAAUCUUUGGAAAAUCCACUUGGCCGUCAAGGAAGAAGGCUAUGUCCAAGACCUGACCCUGGGACUCUUCAGAUCGGAUUACAUGCUCCACACUCCAGAUGAUGCCCCUCCAUCUCUCAAGCAGGUCGAAUUCAACACGAUUUCUUCAUCCUUUGGAGGCCUCUCCGUCAAAGUAGCCCAACUUCACACCCAUCUCGCCACCUACCCAUCCGCCAAACAGCCUGUCGCUUACCCACCACACGCCCUCUUCGCCCGUCCUGACAAAGACAGUUCCAACGGCCCAAGCAUCAACACCAUCGGUCAUCCACCACCAAACUCCGCCGUCUCAACACUGACCGCUGGUCUCGCUGCCGCCCACAACGCAUAUGGCCCGUCCAAAUCCAUUCCUCAGCUCCCUCCCUGUAUACUCUUCUUAGUCCAAGACAACGAACGCAACGUCUUUGACCAAUACGCCUUAUCGACCAAUCUGUACGAAGAGCAUCGAAUCCCUUCCUUCCGCCUCCCCACUAGCAAGAUUCUCACCUCAACGAGCAUCCCAUCCAAAGAAACCAACCCUAACCGCCCUCUCAUCUACACCCCUCCAUCAUCACCAGAAACCCAAUACGAAGUCACGGUCGUCUACUUCCGUGCCUUGUAUGCCCCGUCAGAAUACGAUUUACCCACGUCAUGGGCAGCACGACUACAUUUAGAACGGUCCGCCGCCAUAAAAUGCCCGACCGUCCUACUUCAAUUAUCUGGAUCCAAGAAAAUCCAACAAGUCCUGACCUCCCUCCCACCAGAGGCCGACCACCUCCAACACUUCUUACCUGGACAUGACGCCUCGAUACUAUCCAAUCUACGCAGUACAUUUGCACCACAAUACUCACUGUCAUCUGAAGGCACUGCCAGCGACAGCGACGAAAUCCAAGGCGUGAGACUGGCUCUUUCACCAACAACAGCACAACACCAUGUUCUCAAGCCUCAACGCGAAGGCGGCGGCAAUAAUAUCUACCGAACCAAUAUUCCACCGUUUCUUGCCUCGAUCCCACGAUCACAAUGGAAACAGUAUAUUCUGAUGGAAUUGAUUCAACCCCCGACUUCGGCCAAGAACGUAGCCUUGAGGAGUGACGGGCAGGUCGUGCGUGGAAAUGUCAUUUCCGAAUUGGGAAUCUUCGGCACUGCAUUGUGGAAGACCUCCACGGGCAGCUCUAAACCAGAUAUCCUUCAUAACACUGAAGGUGGUUAUUUGUUGAGGACGAAGGCAAAUGACAGCGAUGAGGGUGGUGUUGCUGCGGGAUUUAGUUCUUUGGACAGUUUGAUCUUGUAUGAGGAUUUAUAAAUGUAGAUCCCAUUGCAUAUAUUGACAACGUUGAACCCGUAUCAAGUGGCAGGGCCCAUGUUUCUGGACAUUUUUGU
Molecule: messenger RNA, 1826 nt
Organism: Exophiala mesophila
Lineage: Eukaryota; Fungi; Ascomycota; Eurotiomycetes; Chaetothyriales; Herpotrichiellaceae
Product: glutathione synthetase
Exons: 2
Coding region: 103-1749 (548 amino acids)
Biological process (GO): glutathione biosynthetic process
Cellular component (GO): cytosol
Molecular function (GO): glutathione synthase activity; glutathione binding; ATP binding
Source: RefSeq, a predicted model, not a curated record